CUGUGGACGCUUGAGUCAAACAGUGACAAGAUCUGAGAACUCCACUACUGAAGAGUUCACUCACCUUUAGGGGUAUGUGCCGAGUGUGGGUAGGAGUGGGUGUGGAGAUUCAGGGAUGUUGCAAAUGACAGGGCAACGAAUGGCAAAAGUCAUCCCAGCAAAGGUUACAGCUCAGGGAAUGAACUCAGAAGAUUGAGCAGCUAACCUCCCAGAGCCCAGAGGCACCAAACAGCGGAGGGGGAGACUUUCUUUGGACAGCUGCAUUGACACAAAAACAUCUGCCCCUCCUCCAGACACAAACAGAGUUUCUGUCUGACCAUGGAUGGAAACCGACAUGGGAUUCCUGCUCCAGCCCUGACCAGCUCAGGACCUCACGAUACAACAGCAGGGAGCUCUUAUCCCGAAAUGGACAUGAUGACGCCAGAACAGCUGCAGGAGAUGAUAUGGUUUUUCCGAACGGAAGACUCUUCCAUGUGGAAUUAUUGCAUGCUCGCCCUGUCGUUUGCGGUUCUCCUCCUAGGUAUUGUACUGCUGGCAAUGAACACCAUGGCAAACAGGAAUCGGAAGGCCAAGCUUUUACACAGUGACAGCGAAGGAUACAAAGCCGCGGAGUCCGACGGGACGGAAAUAAAGCAAGCGUUUGUGACUCUGAAGGAAGAAGCUGCCGCAGAGGAUUUGCUCCCCAAAGUCCAAAAUGCAGGAGAGGUGACCGUCCAGUGGAAGGACGGGAACGUCACAGCUCUGUACACAGACGCGGCUGAACAGGACGUAUAACAAUGAAUGGGAUUUUGUUCUAAAAGAGUGUAACGCGCCUCUGGCUCCAGGGAACAGUCUGCAUUUUUUUGAUGAGGGCAUCAAACAGAGCAGAGGUCAUGGAGGAAGGGUUGGAAUUGGGUUUCGAGUCGCGGGUAGGGGUGACACAUGCCAGUUUCCAUCAUGUUAGAUGUGGCGCAACCGUCUGUAUAUCGAUCAUUUAUUUACCUAAUGUACAGCCUGCCUUUCUCCUCAGUGGGAA
Molecule: messenger RNA, 1015 nt
Organism: Sphaerodactylus townsendi
Lineage: Eukaryota; Metazoa; Chordata; Lepidosauria; Squamata; Sphaerodactylidae
Gene: SLC51B
Product: solute carrier family 51 subunit beta
Exons: 4
Coding region: 319-774 (151 amino acids)
Biological process (GO): bile acid and bile salt transport
Cellular component (GO): plasma membrane
Molecular function (GO): transmembrane transporter activity; protein heterodimerization activity
Source: RefSeq, a predicted model, not a curated record